This is a messenger RNA of Fundulus heteroclitus (mummichog), 1409 nucleotides long. RefSeq lists its product as uncharacterized. Bases 56 to 1144 code for a protein of 362 amino acids. Lineage: Eukaryota; Metazoa; Chordata; Actinopteri; Cyprinodontiformes; Fundulidae. The record is from RefSeq and is a predicted model, not a curated record. The transcript is spliced from 6 exons.
UGGAUAAAAUACUAAACAAUUUGACAGCAGCAAAGUGAAUUAGUGAGAAGGGGUGAUGGCCGUCAUUGGAAUCUUACUGAUGUUGCUCCAAGUUGCUCAUGGUGUGGAGCCAUACUGUGAUGGCAGACAGAAUGAUACUCAUUGUUAUGGAGCUUUGGGAGAAGCUGUGGACCUUCUGCUGGUGGACAACAUCUCAGAAAUACACAGAUUCCAGUGGAAAAAGGACAGCUCAAUAAUAUUCAUGUGGAGAGUCAACAACAUUAUCUCUAGCACAAAGGAGAGCAGAUUUCUCUUUUUUUCCAGUAAUGGAACAGUUAGGAUCAAUAACCUGAGCAGGAAUGACAGCGGUGAAUAUAAACUUGAAAUCCAUGAUGAAGACGGAAAGAGCUCAGCACAGAGAACUCUGCAGCUGUUUGUUCAAGCUCCUGUGUCCUCUGUCCAGCUGGUUUCUGAGUGUGUCCCCCAGGGAAAGCUAAAGGUGUCCUGUCUGUCUGAGGGUGGGGACAGUCCUCAGUACGACUGGACUCUGGAUGGACACACACUGACAGACUCUGAGCUGUUUUCUAGAAAUAAUGAGACUAACAUCAUCUUUCUGAGACAAAACAUCUCGGGCCGUCUGGUUUGCUCAGUCAGGAAUAAAGUCAGUAAUUCCUUUAAAGAGAUGAAGAUAUCUGACUAUGGUUGCAUAUUCAUUAACUGCAUUUCCAAUGGGACACAAAUAUCUAAGUGGGUGUAUAAAGAAAAUAACAGCCUGUGUGUUGAACCAACAACAGUCCCGGUUGUGGGUAAGACGACACAGACAAAUACUUCUACAAGUCCUGACAGCAAUGGUCAACCUUGGUACAUUACGCUGUUGCCAGUAAUGGCUGGUCUACUCGCAGCUUUGGUAAUUGUCUUAAUAGUCGGCAUCACAUUCGUCUGUGCUCACAAGAAAAAGAAAAAUGUCAAAGUGGAGGAAGAUGACCAGGAACUGACCUAUUCUGAUGUUAGGAUUGUGAAAAAGCAGGAGAGGAAAGUGGAGCAAAGUGUGGAGGUUGAUGUCGAGUACGGAAAGAUCAAGUUUUCAAAGAGACCACAACAAGACCAGUCAAAAUCAACAGUGGAUGAUGACACUGUGUACGCACAAGUGAGCAAAGGCAGGUGAUUUGUAAUGUCCAACAGGCCCAUUUUUGCAUGUUUACAAAGACUGCACCACAAAAGGCUGAGAGAGGGAGAGGUGAUAGAAAGGUUGACAAAGUCUUUCAUUUGGUGUGAUUUCCUGUUAAAGAUGCAAGUUGUGAGCCCAUUUAUGGAGGCUAAUGCAGCUGUCCUGCCUUCAACGGCCAGUCAGGGCCAUGUACUGCAUAUCUCUCUGUGUCCCCUCCUACUGUCUGAUAUACUGUUGAAUAAAGGACAGCAGUGGCACUAAA